Pseudoliparis swirei is the source of this 6415-nucleotide messenger RNA. RefSeq names its product src-related kinase lacking C-terminal regulatory tyrosine and N-terminal myristylation sites (gene srms). The record is from RefSeq and is a predicted model, not a curated record. Gene Ontology annotation, molecular function: ATP binding; signaling receptor binding; non-membrane spanning protein tyrosine kinase activity. Bases 2923 to 4440 code for a protein of 505 amino acids. Gene Ontology annotation, cellular component: extrinsic component of cytoplasmic side of plasma membrane. The transcript has 8 exons. Lineage: Eukaryota; Metazoa; Chordata; Actinopteri; Perciformes; Liparidae. Gene Ontology annotation, biological process: protein phosphorylation; cell differentiation; innate immune response.
AGACAUUCCUUUAUUAGUCCCACAGUGGGGAAAUUGCAGAAUCACAGCAGUGGGUGUAUAUUAGAGCAGCAGUAAAAGAUACAAAUAAAAUACAAAAUACAAUAUUAAACAUACAGAGCAAUACAAAAUAUAUAUACACGGUAGUGAUUAAAGUGUAUUUUCAGCAGGUUAAAGUGUCCAGGAUAAAGUGUUGAGUGUGUUUAAGUGUUUAAGUGGUUUUAGUGAUCUACUGCAGUUUGUUGUGCAGCCUGACAGCAGCUGAAGGAAGGACUUGUGGUUCCUCUCCCUCAGACACCGGGGCUGAAGGAGCUGUGCAGAGCUGCUAGUGUCCUGCACGGGGUGGGAGGUGUGGUUCAUCAGGGACGAGAGCUUAGCCAGCAUCCUCCUGUGUCCCACCACCUCCACAGUAUCCAGAGGACACCCCAGCACGAGGCUGGCCUUCUUUAACAGCUUGUUCAGCCUCUUCCUGUCAGCCGCUGCCAUGCUGCUGCUCCAGAGGACCACUCCAUAGAAGACGGCUGAUGCCCCCACAGAGUCAAAGAAGGUCUUCAGGAAUUCUCCCUGCACUCCAAAAGACCUCAGCCUCCUCAGCAGAAAGAGUCUGCUCUGUCCCUUUUUAUAAAGUGCGUGUGCGUGGACAGCCCAGUCCAGCUUGUUGUUUAGGUGAACACCCAGGUACCAUAAGAUUUGACAAUCUCAAUGUCCAGUCCCUGGAUGCUCACUGUUACCGGAGGAGAGCGUUUACCCCGGCGGGAGUCCACCACCAGCUCCUUGGUCUUACUGGAGUUGAUGUGGAGGCGGUUUCGCUGGCACCAUCCUAAAAAGACCUGGUUCAGUUCUCUGUACUCCCUGUCAUCGUCGGCAGAGAUGAGGCCGACGAUUGCAGAGUCGUCAGAGAACUUUUGCAGGUAGACGUUAUCAGAGUUGUGCUUGAAGUCCAAAAUGUACCUCCUUCAAAAGGUACCACACAUUCAGGCUGUGAUUGACUAAAUACAUUUACAAGUGUAGCUCGUGUUAAAUGAUCACUCCUUUAAGAACAGGACAUACUUGAAUCACACUCCUCUUAGGUUUGUGUUUCUUCAAUUAAUUUGGAGCUGGACCGCCACCUAAAAUUCAUUCAAUUUAAUGAUGCCUGAAGAAAAAUGUGAUGAUUUUGAUUCUUGCAGAAAUUCAUGAUGAUUUAUAUUUUAUAUGCGGUGCUCAGUUCAUCCUACUUUUUGGGGAACGACGGUAUUCGUAUCAUGCUGUAAUGUUGCAGAACAGAUGCAGGGCUCAAAGGCACAAAGGGAGGACCGCAUGGUACAAAGACUGCAGUCAUUCGACUCCACAGUCUCUAAACUCUAAUUACUGACUCGCAGUAGUUGUACACCAGCCGGUCAAACUGUAAUUUAUACUUGUCUGUCCAAAAUGUGUGAUAUAUUGUCAUUUGCAUAUGAAUUAUUGAGUUAUUGCCAAAAAAAGGUGCUUACUGAGGUCCUAGUUACCUUUGACCACAAAAUUAUUGGCGUUUAUGCCAAUUUUUAAGAAAUUAGCUCAAGGCAUUCCUGCGAUGUCACGUUCACGAGAAUGGGACGUACGUACGUACGUACGUACGGUGGACGACACAAAAGCAUAGUGUGGCAUGAUGAAAAGCAAUCGGAAGAUGAGAUUAACAUAUUUUAUCACUUAAAGACUCUACAGUUAUUUAGUCUUAAGGAUCCUGAUCAUACAGACUUGGUGUUAUUUUCAUUACUGAAUAAUCUGCCAAACAGAACCAGAGAAUAUUUGGACAUUGUACUUGCAAAAGGCCUAAAAGAGGACUUUAGAAUUGUAAAAAAUGUUGCAGGUGUAAAAAAAUCAUCCUUAACCUUUGUUGUGUUAUGGUUUCACAAAUUAUGAAGACAGUUGGAGAACAUUUAGAUCACAUUGGCUGUAGGCUCUAUAGUAUGAUGUUUUCCUUGGCAACUAUUAUGUUAUUUCCAAAAUGACAUUUAAUUAUCAAAUGUCUUGAAAAUAUUUACUGCCAGUUAGCCCAGCAUGUUCACGUCUGGCUCCGACCCGGAUGUUCAGGAAGCCAGAAUUAUUGUUCUCCCAUGAGAUAAGAUAAACACUUUCUAAGUAUAUGGACCGGUGUAUUAAAUACAGUGAAUAUCUGUAAAUCUGAAGAUGUACAUUGUUCUCACGAUGUAACACAGAUAAAUACAAUACAACAGAGUAGAACUUGACAUACUCUGUUGGUGGAAACUACUGUUUAGCAAAUACAGACUCCAUCGUUGACACAAUCAAAAUGACCUUCAGGGGAAACUGUCCACGAGCCUAACUGGCACAUGCACGCACACAUGCACGCGCACACAAGCAAACACAAAAAACACAAAGGCAAACACACGCCCAUUAGGCCCCUCCUCCCUGUCAGUACGCAGGUGUGUCAGCCUCAGUCGUUUGCAAAGCACCAAACCCAAACUUUUUACGCACCGUGCCGCCGCUUCACCUUCAGCGUGCUCGUUCCCCUUUGAGUAUCAACUGCUGCAACGUUCAUACCAGAUUAGGAUGGAUUAAAAUGUCUUCGGGUGCCAUGCUCACAUUCCCGGUUCGUUUUGUGUCGCACCGCCAAGUCCUCGCAGGGAACAGACCCGAUUUGGAUGCCCUCCAUUGCCGUUUCCGCAUUCCCGCAGCCGCCGUUACCACAUCAGACGCGGAGCUCAGAUCCAUGAUCGCAACAGAAAAAAACCGGUUCCUCCGGCUAAUCUACACAAGCAGUGCUGUCGGUGCAGUAUGUUUCCAGCUAGGGGAAUAGAGGGAACCCGGAGGGCUGAACGGCUGGUCACUGCGGGCUGUAAAAGGCCGUUUUCAGCGGACUGAGUAAGUGUGAACCGCGCGUGUUAUUGAUCGGUGUCACGAUCAAACCUGAAAGAACCCCGCCGCGGCGCUCCUUCAUGUCCCGGGAUGGAGAGUUGCUGUCGCUCCUGUAUGCCGUGUUUCGGCCGGCUGUGGAACUACAUAUGGCCCGACUUCCGCUACCCAAACGUUCCCAACAAUAGCAACCAUGUCAUCGCCAAUCCGGCCGCGCAGGCGGCGGAGAUCCGCACCGUGUCCGGCGACAUCCGCAUCCCGUCUCCCAAGAAGCGGCCGGUGCAGCUUUACGCGGCGCUCUUCGACUUUGAGGCCCGCAGCGACGACGAGCUGACGGUGAAGGAGGGGGACAAGCUGUCGGUGAUCGAGAAGCGGGGGGAGUACGUGCUGGCCAAAAAGCUGACCGGGUCCCUGCAGUCCGGACUGAUCCCGGCGAACUACGUGGCUCUGCUGCAGGACGAGUUCGCCAAACACAAGUGGUACUAUGGGAAUAUAAACCGGGUGAAAGCUGAGAAGCUGCUGCUGGCUUCCCAAAACAAAGAUGGCUCCUUCCUGGUUCGCAUCAGUGAGAGUCACAGCGAUGAGUACACAAUCUCUGCCCGAAGUGAGGGAAAAGUGUACCACUUCAGGAUUCAGCGCUCGACCAUCGGGGCGUACUUCGUCUCAGAUAAGAUCUCCUUCGCUACGCUUGGAGAGCUGAUCUCCUACUACCAGAAAAACCCUCGCAGCCUGGGAGUGCUGCUGGAGGAGGCCUGCGCUCAGCAGCGGGAGCUGUUUGACAUGGAGCCGUGGGAGAGACCGCGAGAGGAGUUCAGACUCCACAAGAAACUGGGAGAGGGACACUUUGGAGAGGUGUGGGAGGCUCUGUGGACCACGGAGAACAAGAAGGUGGCCAUAAAGACACUAAAACAAGAGGACACGAAGCAGGACGAGUUCGUCAAGGAGGUUCAGGCAUUGAAGAGCCUCCAUCACCCCAAGCUGAUCCAGCUGCUGGCCAUGUGCUCCAGAGGAGAGCCGGUCUACAUCGUGACCGAGCUCAUGAAGAAAGGAAGCCUCAAGGCCUACCUCGCCUCUGCUGAAGGCCAGGUGCUGACAUCAGCUCAUCUGAUCUACAUGGGCAGUCAGAUCGCAGAGGGCAUGGCCUACCUGGAGGACAGAAACAUCGUCCACAGGGACCUGGCGGCCAGAAACGUCCUUGUGGGAGAAGAUCUGGUCUGCAAGGUGGCCGACUUUGGACUGGCUCGGAUUAUUAAGGACAGUGUAUACACAGCCAGUCGAAACACAAAGAUCCCAGUGAGAUGGACGGCUCCCGAAGCGGCCAUUUACCAGAAGUUCUCCGUAAAGUCCGAUGUCUGGUCAUUCGGGGUCCUGCUGUAUGAGAUGAUGUCACGUGGCAAGAUGCCCUAUGAUGGAAAAAGUAACAAGGAAGUGUUGGACCUGCUGUCGUCGGGGUUUCGGCUGCCCUGCCCAACACGCUGUCCUCAGAAUAUUUAUCGCAUCAUGAUGGAUUGCUGGGCUGCCGAGCCCUCCAAGAGACCCUCCUUCCACGCCCUGCACAGCCAGUUGGAUACAAUAUAUGCCAGGAUAUAUUUCAAGACUAUAGAGGUAUAGAAAGGGCAAGUUGUGGGGGGAAGAAGAGGACGAUGAAAGCAGAUUAUCUGCAGCUGAUCAUCGACAGCAAGAUGGACAUCAAUUAUGGAAAGAGUCGGAUGAAAACUUGCACGAAGUAUUCUCCUCCCCCGUGCCACCCACUUCCACCACAGGGUAUAUGUAUUUGAAGAACACAAAGGUCAAAGGAUGGAGGGAGAAGAGCAUUAAAAGCAAACAUACGGAAGUGAAUUGUUCAAAAUAGGGAAGAUGUUCGCCAAAUAAAAAUGAGGAACACUUCAUUUCAUAGGCUAAAGGAAAGCAAGAUGGAUAAAGACUGAAAAUAGCCACGGAAAUGUGUAAAUACUCUCUGAAAUCCAAACUGAACACUAAACCCCUCAGCACAUUCACAGAACAAAUUGUUUUUAAUUUUAUACCCUUUUGUGUUUUAUAAAUACUAUUUUAUUACCUCUCUGUGCAAUGUCUGUGUAUGCACACUUAAACAUGUUAUGAAGUCACAGGUCAGGACUUUAAUCACCUGUCUUUUGACUGCAACCAAUGCUAAAUAUUGAGUUAUGUGCAAUAAUUACAGCUGGCUGGAUUUUUUUAGCCAUGUUGGAGGCCCAAUGCUAUGGACACUGAUCCCUGAUCGCUCUGUUACUCCAACACUUUGUCCGAAGUGAAAUAUCGCACCACUUGUUGCAAUGAUAUUUGGUUCAAAUCUUUGCUUUCCCCAACGGAUGAACAAUUGUGUUGAUUACAUGACUUUAUUUUGCACCACAGUCGAGUCACAAUUUCCUCUCGUCCAACGUUCCAUCAUAUUAUUAAUUCCUAAACUUCCAUCAGCUUCAGCUGUACUUUAAGAUCAAUGGAUCGGAUAGACCAAAGGUAUCUGAAUGAUUAAGGAAACCAAUAACUCUUUCGCUGUAAUAUGGCAUGGGAGUCCAAAUCCAAACAGUGUUCUCGAUCUUUUUACCUGAGUCCCAAGAAAGUAAGGGAAUGAGUAUGUAUUUCCAAAAAUGUUGAGAUAUGAAGUGCUGCAGGAAUGAAUUCUAAAACCGGGAAAUCAUUUAACAUUUUUGCACUUCCAGUUUCUUUGUCCUAAAGUCAGUGGUUAUUUGUUAAUGAGAUUUUGGUGAGAUGCUUGAAAUAAGGUAUGUGGUGAACACAAACCUAAGAGAUGUUAACGCGUUGUUCUAAAACAUUAAAUACAUACCCCUUGUGAAUUUUGAAGCUUUUACGCGUCUCAAAAACCGCAGUUGCCAACGUGAAAUCUAAAAUAAAGUUUGAAGCUAAGUGGUGGUGUAAAGCCAUCGGGGUGGAGCUUGUUAAUUAAAAUCAUUGUUGUCCACAGUUUACUUGUGCAUUAAUUCAAAAUCUAAUGGAAUUAUCCCAUUGACCUUUUGUUGAGGGAACCAGAUCAAUUCUAACUUCUGGGUAAACCUAAAAAAAAAACUGGUAAUCCCUGCAGCAGUAUCAUUGGCAUGCAAAGAUGGACCCACGUUAACUUACUGCUGAUAUUUGCAUGUUAGCUUGUGAAUGAACAUGCACGUAAAACUUAACGAGUAACAUACUACAUAAAAACAUUGCCAGUCAUUCGCAUGUUGAGCAUUUCAAUAGAGGAGCACGAUACAGCUAAGGCUGAUAAAAGCUGAACCAAGUCAAGUUUGAGAUCUUCUGAAUUGGCCACUGUUAAGAAGAUGGCCCAUUUGAUUUAUGUGACCAAAAUGGCCCAUGUCAAAGUUAACAUUUACCACAUUAAACGUAAGCAUCUAGUCUGUUCUCUUCAUUUUUCAUCAUCCACCAUUUAUUUUCUAUAUCACACAAUUGUACAACAUUGUUGCAAUGCAAUUUGAGAACAUUGCAACAUUUGUCUUUUAUGCAUGUCCAUAUAUACAGCAGACAAAGCCAAGUUCAGGGAACUUUAGCCAUAAUCACCUAAUCACAAGAUUGAGUUGUAUAUGUGCCGUCAUGCAAAGAAUAAAAUAUUUUAACUAUU